This is a messenger RNA of Aspergillus thermomutatus, 1134 nucleotides long. RefSeq names its product MDR family MFS transporter. The record is from RefSeq and is a predicted model, not a curated record. NCBI's taxonomy places the organism in Eukaryota, Fungi, Ascomycota, Eurotiomycetes, Eurotiales, Aspergillaceae. Gene Ontology annotation, biological process: basic amino acid transport; transmembrane transport. Gene Ontology annotation, molecular function: basic amino acid transmembrane transporter activity. The transcript has 5 exons. Gene Ontology annotation, cellular component: fungal-type vacuole membrane. Bases 1 to 1134 code for a protein of 377 amino acids.
AUGUCAUCUCCUGCAUGUUCUGCUGCAGACAGUGCAACGGUGAUAGAUCAAUUUGAUGAUGUUGAAUCAACCUUGUCAGCCCCAUGCGAGGACCGGACGCUGCUGGACUCGACGGACGAAACUUGGGUACCACCCAAAGGCUUUCUUUGGGUUCAGAUCGCUAUCAUGUCGAAUGUCUUCCUCUCCGGAUUCGAUGGCACCAUCACGGCAUCAGCGUACGCAGUGAUUAGCUCGGAAUUCAACGCCGCCAACACUGCGUCGUGGCUCACAACCUCUUAUCUCAUCACUAGCACCGCCUUUCAACCUCUGUACGGUCGCUUUUCGAAUAUAUUUGGUAGGAGAGUGUCCUUUUUCACCGCCACCAUCACAUUCGUCAUUGGUUGUUUGGGUUGUGGUGUUGCGAGGGAUAUUGUCUUGCUGAAUAUGAUGAGGGCUUUGACGGGAAUUGGCGGUGGAGGUCUAAUGACUAUGGCUACAAUCGUCAACUCCGAUCUCAUCCCGUUCCGACGUUGGGAUAUGUACCAGGCUCUGCAAAAUGGCAUGCAUGGCUUCGGCUCAAUCUGUGGUGUGUCUUUUGGUGGCUCGAUUGUCGAUACGAUUGGAUGGAGAUGGUGCUUUUUAGUGCAGGUUCUGUUUCUCUUCACUCUCCCUCUCCUAUUUCAGGUGAUCCUGCUAGACAUGCCUACCACAGCCGGGGCAAGAUUAGCCAUUCCCUCUUUGGCCACUCCGAUUGGCGGUCUGAUCUCUGGCGUCGUCAUGUCCCGCUGGGGCAGAUUGGCAUACCUUGUGCGUGCAGGGUGCUUACUGAUGUGCAUUGGAAAUCUGCUCGUGAUGUCUAUCCAAUUCCACGAUGCUGGGUGGAAAUACCUCACCUACGUGAUUCCAGCCAGUCUUGGCCAGGGGAUUGUCUACCCCGGAAUCUUGUUUACGUUUCUCGCUGCAUUUGACCACACCGAUCACGCGGUGUCUGCAUCCACUGUCUACCUGAUUCGGUCUCUAGGGACUGUCUGGGGCGUUGCCAUUACUUCAACCAUUAUUCAAAAUACCUUACGCUCAGGCCUUUCGAAGGCCUUGAGUGGAAUACCAGACAAACAGAAAGUAACACCCCUCAAAUGGAGCAUCAGUGAGACAUGA